AUGUCUUCCAAGGCACUGGGCUAUAUCCAUGCUCUGUCCAAGACAACCGGGUUUGAAUGCAAGAUAGCACAGAUUCUAGUAACCAAGGGAGUCUUCCCAGGCAAAGAGGGGAAACUCACUCACUACCUUCAUGCCGAUGGUGAUCGUAAAGCACAGCGAGGCCAGGCAGAGGCCAAGGAGUUCCUCUGCUCCAGCCAGGCCUCAGAGGUGAAGAAAGCUAGGAAGCUGCAGUUGCUCAGGAGCCGCCUUCCGGGGCCGGUCUGGGAAAGCGCUGAAGGGAACGUCUGUGCUGUACACCCAGCCCGCGAGCUUCCCGUGGCCUUAGCGGACUCUACUCGGAUAAUGAAACCCUUUUUCUCCCAUGGACUCCUCUUGCUAGCUGUCCUGUACUGUCUGCUUCCCAGAACCAAGACAGACUAUCAGGAAGAACUUGACAAUAAACCAGACACUGAUAUCCUCCACUGCCAGAGGGAAAACUUUCAGUGCCAGAAGAAACGUUUCAGGUGCCGGAAGGUAGCUAUGACCAUCAGCAAUGUCUCCAUUUCUUUGUUCAAAGAGAUGGCCCAAUGGUCAAAAGAUGGAAACAUUUUAUUCUCCCCAAUUAGAGUUGUUGCUGCUAUUUCAAUGCUCGCCCUGGGAGCCAAAGAUAACAAUAGGCAACAUAUCCUGGAGGGCCUAAGCCUCAACAAAACAGGCUUGACCGAAGCUGAGAUCCACAAGUGUUUCUGGUAUCUGCUCCAUUCAGUCAAGCCGCGUACAGCACAAGCCCAAAUAAGAAGUGGUAGCAGCAUAUUCAUCGACAAAGGCCUGAACAAGGUAGAAAAAUUUGUGAAAGGAUCCAAGGACCUAUACUACUCUGACGUCGUCCCAAUUGACCUCACAGACAACAGUGCAGCCAAAACACAAAUCAUCAAUUAUAUGAGGAAGGAAACUAACAAGGAGAUAGUAGAUGCAGUCAAGAGUCUGGAGAUUGAUACAUUGCUUGCCCUGGUGAACUACAUUGACUUUAAUGGUAAGGCCAUGUUCUACUUCAUCUUACCUGAUGAAGGGAAGAUGCACAUGGCAGAAGAGAGGCUGAGCUAUCCACACUUCCGCCGGAUGAAGCAAUAUAACAGCCUAAGGAUGGUCAAUGCGCACAUACCGGAAUUGUCAAUAUCUGAGACCCAUGACCUGGAGUCAGUGUUGAAUGUACUAGGAAUCAACUAUGUUUUCAACAGUGAAGCCAGCAGUUCAGAAGAUGACACACUUCAUAAGUCCUUCAAGGUGAUAAGUACGGCCACACUGACCUUCAAUGACAAGGGGAUAGAACCUGUUCCGAAUUAUUGCGAUAACGAAGAGUGGGCUAGUAUUUCAGUUUUCCAGUUAAACAGGCCCUUCUUAAUCUUCAUUGAGCAUAUGGCAAAUGGGGCCCCCCUCUUUCUUGGCAGGGUGGUAAAUCCAAAAAACUAACUGCCCUUGGGAGUCAGCCCCUCUCC
Molecule: messenger RNA, 1475 nt
Organism: Meriones unguiculatus (Mongolian gerbil)
Lineage: Eukaryota; Metazoa; Chordata; Mammalia; Rodentia; Muridae
Product: alpha-1-antitrypsin 1-6-like
Exons: 7
Coding region: 1-1449 (482 amino acids)
Biological process (GO): negative regulation of endopeptidase activity
Molecular function (GO): serine-type endopeptidase inhibitor activity
Source: RefSeq, a predicted model, not a curated record